Solea senegalensis (Senegalese sole) is the source of this 1324-nucleotide messenger RNA. RefSeq names its product deoxycytidylate deaminase-like. Gene Ontology annotation, biological process: dTMP biosynthetic process; dUMP biosynthetic process. NCBI's taxonomy places the organism in Eukaryota, Metazoa, Chordata, Actinopteri, Pleuronectiformes, Soleidae. The record is from RefSeq and is a predicted model, not a curated record. The transcript is spliced from 6 exons. The coding region runs from base 427 to 1044 and encodes 205 amino acids. Gene Ontology annotation, cellular component: cytoplasm. Gene Ontology annotation, molecular function: zinc ion binding; dCMP deaminase activity.
CCACCAUGUUUUUAGAUAAAAAGUAAAUAUAGUUUUUUUCAAUAUAGUACACAAUGUCAAAAGACAUUGUUUUGAAUUAUUACAGCCUGUGAUAAGCAGCAACACGUGACAGAACCAUAUAGUGAAAAUAGCAUGUUUUUUCUUUAUAUGCUGCCAUCUGGUGGAGAGUAGUAAACAUGAUCACUUCCGAUGCAAUGCGCACAGCAGUGCCUAAGGUUUGGGAAAACUGCUCUGUUUACAUGGUCCUCUGGGUGUUCACUGUGAUUUUGUCAAUAAAGUUUAUUUCAUUUAUUUAAAUGAGCAUGGAAAGAAGACGGGAGAUUUCUCCUCCGGCUUCCACAUUUGCACUUUUGUUUGUCAACGAACGUUUGUGUUGAGGAAAAAUACACGCGUGUGUGUGUUUGUGUGGAGAAAAACACACGGAAUAUGGACGAAGUGAAGCAGCAGAAGCGUGGCACAACCAAGAAAAGAGAUGACUACCUGGAAGGCCCCGAAUAUUUCAUGGCUGUAGCUUUUCUGUCAGCCCAAAGGAGCAAAGACCCAAGCUCGCAGGUCGGAGCUUGUAUUGUGAAGGAGAAUAAGAUUGUCGGCAUUGGUUACAAUAGAAUGCCAAACGGUUGUGACGAUGACCUGCUGCCCUGGUCACGCUGCGCAGAAGACCGACUGGACACCAAAUAUCCAUACGUCUGCCACGCCGAGCUGAACGCCAUCAUGAACAAGAACAGCGCCGACGUGAAAGACUGCACCAUGUACGUGGCUCUGUUCCCCUGCAACGAGUGUGCCAAGCUCAUCAUCCAGGCCGGGAUCCGAGAGGUGAUUUAUCUUUCGGACAAGUACCACGACACGCUAGAGGUGGUGGCGUCCAGACGGCUGCUCGACAUGGCGGGAGUAAAGUGCAAACAGUUUGAGCCCAAAAGGACGGAGAUUGUCAUCAAUUUUAAUUCCAUCAACGACAACAAUCCUCAAAAACGGUGCCGUACCAGCUCACCUGUGGGGGGCGCUGCUGCUGCCGCUGCUUCUGCUGCUCAGUCAGACGGUGAGUAGUCAGAGAAGGGCACGAGCGGGACGAGACCUAAAAGAGAGACUUUUGAUGACUUUUGUCCAAACAGGGAAAACUCAAGUACAUGUGGACUUUUGGAUCCUGUUGGAUGUUUUCAUUUAAACGCUGGGUUUAAACUGUUUUUUGGCCGGGGGCGGGGUUUGUAAUGCUGCUAUUUAUCUUUUUAAACUAUUCUUUAGGUCAAGGGUCACUUUAAGUCUUUAUGUUCACUGUGUGUGUGUGUGUGUGUGUGUAUGAUGAUUGAUUUCAUCGUUCAUAUUCUGG